Liolophura sinensis is the source of this 4777-nucleotide messenger RNA. RefSeq names its product sodium- and chloride-dependent glycine transporter 1-like. NCBI's taxonomy places the organism in Eukaryota, Metazoa, Mollusca, Polyplacophora, Chitonida, Chitonidae. The record is from RefSeq and is a predicted model, not a curated record. Bases 217 to 2178 code for a protein of 653 amino acids. Gene Ontology annotation, biological process: amino acid import across plasma membrane; sodium ion transmembrane transport; nitrogen compound transport. Gene Ontology annotation, cellular component: plasma membrane. Gene Ontology annotation, molecular function: amino acid:sodium symporter activity. The transcript has 14 exons.
UCAGAUACUUCCAAAUGUAUAGAAUGCCAAACCAUUGGCGGUAAACGGGGCAAACUAUAAACGGUUCACUCCAAAGUACAGUAUAUCACUGUCGGCACACGUGGUCGAGCACUUUUUACUUUCAACAGAGUGGCCGAAAUAUUGUUAUCAGCUACGGCGCGGAACCAGGAUAACAGUGGAAAGCAGUUAUCAGUUUCAAGUGGCAGUUCAAUAAGUAUGGGGAGCUCUGGUAAAAGUGAUGAAAAUAAGCAACGUGGCAACUGGACAGGGCGGUUAGACUUCAUUCUUUCUUGCAUUGGCUUUGCAGUUGGCUUAGGCAACAUAUGGAGAUUCCCAUAUUUGUGUUACAAAAGUGGUGGAGGUGCUUUUAUGAUCCCAUAUUUAACGUUCCUUAUACUUUGUGGUGUCCCACUGUUCUUUCUGGAGAUUUCAUAUGGGCAGUUUUCCAGCCUGAGCCCUGUAUCUGUUUGGAGGUUUUGUCCGCUGUUUAAAGGUGUGGGCUAUGGAAUGGUGAUAGUGUCCGGGAUUGUUUGCAUCUAUUACAACAUCAUCAUCACAUGGACUCUCUACUACCUGUUCAUGUCCUUCAGGAGGGUUUUGCCGUGGAGCACAUGUGACAACGUCUGGAAUACUGUGAAUUGUGCUUUACGAGGCAUUCAUGCUGGCAACAGCACUGACAAUGACACGCUGUCUGCCAAUGAAACCAGCUUUCCAUUUCAGGAUUUUGGUAACACCGUGCAAGAAAUGGUUCAGAACAGCUCUGCCUUGUCAUCUGCAAUCAACAAGUCUACUAAGGUGACUGCAAGUGAGGAAUACUGGAGGAACCAUGUGCUGGAACUUUCUGAUGGAAUUGAUGACAUUGGUCAAAUUCGGUGGCAGCUCCUACUCUGCUUGGCCCUGGCCUGGAUCUUAGUCUUUCUCUGUCUAUGCAAAGGGAUCAAGUCUUCUGGAAGGGUUGUCUAUUUCACGGCCACAUUUCCAUACCUAGUUCUGCUGAUUUUGUUGGUAAGAGGAGUUACUCUCCCAGGCUCCAUGGACGGAAUAAGAUUUUACAUGGUUCCACAGUGGGAAAGACUUCUUGAAUUCAAGGUGUGGGGAGAUGCUGCUGUUCAGAUUUUCUACUCUGUUGGAAUGGCCUGGGGUGGAUUGGUCACCAUGGCCAGUUACAAUAAGUUCAACAACAACGUGUACAGAGAUGCUAUGAUGUUGCCUUUGAUGAACUGUGGAACGUCUGUUUUUGCCGGCUUUGUCAUUUUUUCCAUCCUUGGAUUCAUGGCUCAUGAGACUGGAGUUAGCAUUGACAAAGUGGUCACACAAGGUCCAGGCUUGGUGUUUGUGGUGUACCCAGAGGCUGUGACCAAUCUUCCCAUCUCCCCGCUCUGGGCCAUCCUCUUCUUCCUCAUGCUGUUCACAAUUGGACUGGACAGUCAGUUUGGGAUGUUCGAGACAAUGACCAGUGCUUUUGUGGAUGAGUUUCCACAGUACCUGAAAGGGAAGAAGACUCUCUUUACUGCCCUGCUGUGUUUUAUUGAGUUCCUUCUUGGCAUUCCGUGCAUAACUCAGGGUGGUGUCUAUGUCCUCCAGAUCAUGGACUGGUAUGCAUCCAGCUUCUCCCUUAUGCUGAUUUCCUUGAUGGAAUGUGUUGUCAUUUCAUGGGUGUAUGGGAUAAACCGCUUCUACAAGGACAUUGAAUUGAUGAUUGGUUACCAGCCCAGUGUAUGGUGGAAAAUCUGUUGGUGUUUCAUUACCCCAGCUGUGAUUCUGUUUAUCUGGGCAUUUAGCGUGUCCCAGCUGGCCCCUGUGUCCUACGGUGAUUACCAGUACCCAGCCUGGGCUAUUCGGUUCGGAUGGUUUCUGGGUGUCCUCUCUCUCCUUCCUGUGCCAAUUGUGAUGCUGAUUGAGAUGCUUAAGGCUAAGGGGUCCUUCAUUCAGAGGCUAAAAAUAUGUAUGAGCCCGAGAGCAGAUUGGGGACCUGCAGUGGAACAGUUCCGUGAACAGUACAUUGCAUCUUUGAGCAAGAGGGAGCGAGAGCGCUGUGGUAUCGAUCAGGCAGGAGUGCGCUUGCGGAGUUCCGUGAACGCCUGCCCUAAGGCGCUGGAGGCAGGUUGCCCAGAAUCUGGUGCUGUAGUGUGUCCAGACGAGAACCUUAUCUUGAAACAGUCAGACAGUGCAUGUUAAGGUGAUGUUAAGGAUGCGUGAUGUCCAGUCAGAGUGAUGUUUGUGGUGGUACUUCAGUUUAGCUUCCAGUACUCUAUGCUAGCACGCUCAAGUGCCUGUUGCGCCAAGUUGUCACAAACCAUGCCAAGUUCAAAUUGGUUGUUGGCACGUGUACAGAGAUGUUUUGUAUAUCCAGACAACCGUGAUGUAUCUUCUCAAAGAAGCUUUUUAAAGAGAACUUAAUGCUAUAUUUCAAGCACCUAUUUUAGAAGAUGGCAUUUAAUAAUGGAUAUUGAAUUUCAUAAUAUUCUGUUUAGUGGAUCAUGUUGGUAGUAAGAUAUUUUGAUGGCAUUUGAGUGAGGAUGUUGACAUUUUAGCUUUGAGACAUGCUGUGGUCUGGGAGUACACAGGUUUGUUAACCCAAGACUUUAAUUUGGUUAAGAAUCGUUAACAUAUUUGUAUUAGUAUGAAUUUUGUUAUAUUAUGUGUUUGGUGUUUGGUGUGUGACCAGUAUGUUGGCUUCAUUAAGAUGUAUGGGUUAAGAGAUUAUCCACAUGCAGAAAUUUGACGUUUGUAGGUUAUUCUCCUAAAGUAUUUCAGGGAGUGUGGUUGAUUUCACAGAGAAAAUUUUGAUUCAGAUUUGAACUCCAAGCAUCAAGUACAAAGCACUUACAUGCAUAUGUAAAUUAGUGUUUAAAUUUUUAACUGAAGAGUAAGAAUAGCUUUGUGGAAUUGAUCCAUGUUCAUACUGAGUUUAUAGUAGGAUCACAUUUUGGCUGCCCACAUGUAGUUAUAGUUAUGUCAAGCCUAUCCUUUGGUAUUUGAUACACCAUUUUCAGUUCGAUCAAGGCCCAUGGUACAAACUAACUUCUCCAGUAAACAAAUUACUUGGUCACAAACAUUAAGUAUAGCAAACAAACAAACAAAAAAAAAAAGAUGCUUUCUAUAUCAAAUCCUAGUAUUUUCCAUAGCUUUGGUUGGAUAAUACAAAAUUCACAGGCAUAUAUAAUUUACUGUGUACUUCAUGAAAGCAUGUUAUGUAGCUACAUAUACACAUGUUUUAAGAUUUCGCUGCUUACUGCGAAGUGGAUCACAAAAGUUUAAUUCGGCUGAUCAGAACCACACCAUGCACAUUUAGUAAUUUCUAGCCUGCAAGCCUUUGCUCUAGCUUUGCUAUAGUGUUGACAUCCCUGUUUGGAUGUGACUUUAUGACUUAGUUUAUAACCCAGUUGGUUCACAAGGGUGAAGAAACUCCUCUUACAAUCACAGAUCCUGUUCUCAAAAAAGAGAAUAAGAUAUGAGAACAGGUGAGCAAAGUGAACUGUACCAGACUGAAUGCUUCAGUUACAUGCACUUGCACUCCAAUUGGUUAACAAGGGCAACUUCAGUUUAAAAUGAAAAGCUCUACCAAUAGACUUCAAGCAUCAGUGACCAUGAUUUGAUACAAUAAUUUAUCUCUUGAUGUAAAGCAAGUUCAGUUUUCACUAACCAAUCCUUGUAAUUGUACUCGUGUAUUUUUGGCUUCAUCUUACAUGUACAUGUCCUAGUUUCUGUGAAUCUCUCUCUAGACUUCAUCCAUACUCGGCCAAAAUCUCUCUCUGGACUUCAUCCAUACGUGGCCCAAAACAUCUUCAUGGACAUAUCUACAUGCAGCACAUUACACUUUAAGAUGGCAAUGACGAAAUGGGUAUGUGUAUCAUCCUGUAAGAAGUCAACAAAACUUGAGGUGCUUAAUUGUUGUGUAUAUAGCAGAAGUGCUCUUCCUCAAAACUUAAGGGGUUUUACUUGCAUUUACUUUUGAGUUUUUAAACCAUUUUUGUAUCAGAUCGACAAGGUAUUAUAUUUUUCACUGUAUAUGUAUGCAUAUAUUCAAGUUUACUCCACAUGUGUCAGCCAUUUUGGCAAUUACCAGUGCUGCAUUGUAUGCCAUAUUGUUUAAAGAAAAACAGUGUAGAAAGAUAAAAAUUUGCAGGCUUGAAUCAUGUCAUGGUACAUGGCACAAAUCACAAUAUGGUAUGUAGAAGCCCAAAAGUAGAUACUUUCAGCAAUCACAGCUGGUUAAUAGGCACUACAGAUCUCACUAAUGUACAGUUAAAGUACUUUGUAUCUGAUUGGUUAAGAUCUCAUCUGUUUAGCCAGAAAGUCUGAUGCAUGUGUACUCGAUAAAUAUACCAGUCAUAGUAUGACAAGCUAUCUGUGGGCAAAACUAGAACCAAGGCCCUAUUUGAAGUUCUUCUAAUUUCUUCUCUGGCAGUUUUUGGGAAAGUAAAGAUAUACAUAUUUUGUUCAUUAGAUGGACUAACCAUGUGAAAAAUAGAAACUAUAUAUUCCUGCCAAAAUUACAUGUGAAUUGACCAAAAACAGCAGACCAGAUGUCACAAGAAUUAGAAGAAUUAGGGCAUGAUAAACUGACAGCUGGAGAUUGUGUUAUUGUAAUGAACAAUUUUUCUUUGGCUGAGCAUUUCCAAUCCUACAUUUAAUCCACGUGAUUUCAAAGAUGUACAGAAUCGUCAUCGAUUGACUGAGUUAAUUCUAGCCGAGACAUCAGUACAGUUAGUCAUAGAGUGCGCAGUGACCUCUACAUGUCUACUGUCAGCUUAUCCAUCUCCUGCAACAGACA